Messenger RNA from Cynoglossus semilaevis (tongue sole), 1320 nucleotides. RefSeq names its product LIM and senescent cell antigen-like-containing domain protein 1. NCBI's taxonomy places the organism in Eukaryota, Metazoa, Chordata, Actinopteri, Pleuronectiformes, Cynoglossidae. The record is from RefSeq and is a predicted model, not a curated record. Gene Ontology annotation, biological process: positive regulation of substrate adhesion-dependent cell spreading; cell-cell adhesion; positive regulation of integrin-mediated signaling pathway. The transcript has 10 exons. Bases 296 to 1303 code for a protein of 335 amino acids. Gene Ontology annotation, cellular component: focal adhesion; cytoplasm; cell-cell junction.
CGUGAAAAUUCAGCGACUAAUAAAUAAUUAAUUGCGAUUACUGAGUGGAGUGGUAGACCGGACCAAGAUGGCGGCCCCACGGCUCGUUAGCGCCAAUAGAUAGGAGCGGUCGAUGCGGCGUCUAUUCUUUAUUAUGUCUAUGGACAGAAACGCCGCCUCCUGCAAGACCUCGGUGCUGAUGGGAAGAAAUCAGGGGGCUGUAAAACUUUGUUAGCUUAGCCUGUGAUUUAGCCCUUUCGCCGCUAGUUGUCUUAAGUUUUUCAGCUUCGACUUUUACUCUGCCGAGAGAAGAGGAAUGUUGGGUGUUGCGGGGAUGCCGGGCAGCAUUGCUAAUGCUCUGGCCAAUGCAGCUUGCGAGCGAUGCAAAAGCGGCUUUGUUCCAACUGAGAAGAUUGUCAAUAGUAAUGGAGAGCUGUACCAUGAGCAGUGCUUUGUGUGUGCCCAGUGCUUCCAGCAAUUUCCAGAGGGACUCUUUUAUGAGUAUGAAGGAAGGAAAUAUUGUGAACAUGAUUUCCAGAUGCUCUUUGCUCCUUGCUGUCACCAGUGUGGGGAAUUCAUCAUUGGCCGAGUCAUUAAGGCAAUGAACAAUAGUUGGCACCCAGAGUGUUUCUGCUGUGACAUUUGCCAGGCUGUGCUUGCAGACGUGGGAUUUGUCAAAAAUGCUGGGAGGCACCUUUGUCGUCCCUGUCAUAACCGUGAGAAAGCUCGCGGACUGGGCAAGUACAUCUGCCAGAAGUGUCAUGCCAUCAUUGAGGAGCAGCCGCUGAUCUUUAAGAACGACCCCUAUCAUCCAGACCACUUCAACUGCAGCAACUGUGGAAAGGAAUUGACAGUGGAUGCAAGGGAGCUGAAGGGAGAACUUUAUUGUUUACCAUGCCAUGAUAAGAUGGGUGUUCCAAUCUGUGGAGCCUGCAGGAGACCAAUAGAAGGUCGCGUUGUCAAUGCGAUGGGCAAGCAGUGGCAUGUGGAGCAUUUUGUCUGUGCCAAGUGUGAGAAACCUUUCCUUGGUCAUCGUCACUAUGAAAGAAAGGGCCUGGCUUACUGUGAGACACAUUACAACCAGCUAUUCGGAGAUGUUUGCUAUCACUGCAACCGUGUGAUUGAAGGGGAUGUUGUCUCUGCUCUAAACAAGGCCUGGUGUGUCAGUUGCUUCUCAUGCUCCACAUGCAACACGAAACUGACUCUCAAGAACAAGUUUGUGGAGUUUGACAUGAAGCCUGUUUGUAAAAAGUGUUAUGAAAAGUUUCCUCUGGAGCUGAAGAAAAGGUUGAAGAAGCUGGCAGAGGCUUUGGGACGCAAGUGAGCAGCUUUAAUUACACA